AUGAGGUUUUUCAUUACUGGCUUAAUCCAAUUGAUCUUCUUUGUGUUGACGAAUGCUGAAGAGCAAGUCGUUGAGGACGACUUUCCAGAGCCUCUGACCGGAGCAAAUUUCGACCAGGUGGUUUCGAAAGGUGUCCAUUUCGUCGAGUUUUUCUCUCCACAUUGCCAUCAUUGCAAGGCUUUGGCACCAAUUUGGCACGAAUUCUACCAAACUUUCCACAAGGAGGCCGAGUCCUACGAUGUUUAUAUCCACCAGGUGGACUGUGUUGCCAGUGGUGAUCUCUGCGACCGCGAAAAUAUCUUUAUGUAUCCAUCGUUGAGAUUGUAUGGACCGAACGACAAAGGCACGUCUGGCAAGGUUUUGGCAUCGUUUGGAAGAGGCUACGAGAAAACAGUUGAAGGACUUACGGCAUUUGUGCGCGAACAAGCUAUAGACUCCAAAGAUGAAUUGCUACAGUCAAACAAAGAAGUCACCGAUCUGAUGAAAUCGGUCAACAUCGACGCGAUCUCAUCCCAGGAGAUGAUUGAUGUGAUUGCAGGAAACUACAACAAGCCUUACCUGAUUUCUUUUUGGCCGUCCACGGACGAAGAAUUAAAUGUUAACACGUUUUCGGGAGACGUGAAAGAAAAUAAGCUUUUUGGCAAGUGUCCGAGAUGCAUGGAGUUCCGCAACCUGUGGAGCAUGGUUGGGCGGCGACUAUCGGGUCUUAUUCAGACGGGCGACUUGUCUGUCGGUUACUUAAAUUGUCAGUCCAACCAAGGGCUUUGUCGGUCUUUGGGAAUGGAGGAUUUACUGACCGAUGAUUAUAGCACCUACGAUCCAAAGAUCUUUAUGUUUCUGCCAAGUGACAAAGGAGGAAAUAAAAUCCGGUACAAGGCAUCUGUGCUUAAUGCAAAGCAGGUUCUUGGUUGGACGAAAAGAUUGAUCGAAGUGAGCAAAUUUGAGGAUAUUACGCGAGAGGAUUUGGAUAAGAAAAUGAAAGUCGCAAACAAACCGUACAGAAGAGAGGAUUUUGCCGAGGUGCACGUGGAUCCGGUGAUCAGCUUUGUCUAUCUUUAUCCAAAUGAGUCGUAUGUCGAGGAAGACUUCUGGCUUCUGAACCAUCUUGUGCAACCGAUUAUGGAUCUUCCUAGCAAUGUGCGCCUAUACAAGAGUUCCGAUAUGAAGUUUAUGGAUUUGCUUGAAAGCCAGGAGAACACUCUUCUGGAAUACGUGAAUAAAGAGAUUCCUGAUGAGACACAGCAACUACAAUUUAACGAUGAGAUGUUCACGGCAAGAACCUUGACCACAUACCCUACGCUUUUGUGUUUCAAAGACGGCUCUUUCGUGUCGCACAUUCUCAAAAGUUUUGGUCCAGAUGAUAUCAGAAACUUCAAGGCUGUUUCAGAGUUCAUCAAGGUCAACUCUGAGCCUUUUAUCACACAGUUGACCGACUCGAACCGCAAUCAGAUCUUCCCAAAAACAAUCGACCCUGCCAUUAUGGCUAAGAACGAAAAAGUUGUUCUCAUGGUGACCGACUCCAACGACCAUGGAAAACUCUUUAGACAAGGAUACGCUCUGUCUCAGAUUGGCCAUCGUUUCUGGUAUAUGAAGAUGGCCGAGCAGUUCAAGAAACUCACGCAGUUGAGAGGUGCAAAAUACGCAAAAGUGGAUAAGAUGAAAGCCAAAGGUAAGGACAACGUUGACAUCAUCAGGGCCUUGAAAGAGGAGGUUCCACCGGUGUUCCAGAUCCAGGACAAUGCGGUCCAUCUUGUCUAUGUUGAGAAGAAGACAUUGGCAUCAAUUGCGAACCGUUUUGGCUGGACCUAUCUUCAUGCUCGUGACUACAAUGCCGGAGACGUGAUUAUUGUGUCAAGAUUCACAAAUAACUACUGGACCACCUCGCUGAAGGGCAAGAAACUGACGUGCGACACGAUUCCAGACGUGGUGGACGUUCUUUACGCGUCAAGUUUUAAGAAACUGUCCGGAAGGGGCCUGCGUUCUGUGUUCUCGUUUGCUACCGUUUGCAGCUCAUUGACCAUAUUUGUGGUGUUCUGUCUGGUUGUGCUUUCAUUGGGCAAGCUGCGACUUCGCAUGCGACUCGGAUUCUCUUCCAACAAGUAUAGAGCGCUGAGUCCAUUCUUCUCCGACCCGGAGGCCAACGGUGGUUCUGGAUCUGGAUUAGGAAAAGUAGAUUAA
Ogataea philodendri is the source of this 2178-nucleotide messenger RNA. RefSeq lists its product as uncharacterized. Bases 1 to 2178 code for a protein of 725 amino acids. The record is from RefSeq and is a predicted model, not a curated record. Gene Ontology annotation, cellular component: endoplasmic reticulum. The transcript has a single exon. Lineage: Eukaryota; Fungi; Ascomycota; Pichiomycetes; Pichiales; Pichiaceae. Gene Ontology annotation, molecular function: protein disulfide isomerase activity. Gene Ontology annotation, biological process: protein folding.